Molecule: messenger RNA, 1489 nt
Organism: Ruditapes philippinarum (Manila clam)
Lineage: Eukaryota; Metazoa; Mollusca; Bivalvia; Venerida; Veneridae
Product: caspase-6-like
Exons: 3
Coding region: 62-1234 (390 amino acids)
Biological process (GO): proteolysis
Molecular function (GO): cysteine-type endopeptidase activity
Source: RefSeq, a predicted model, not a curated record
CCCUUUUUAUCUUAUUUUUAGUAUCUGAUCUCACCUUUAUAUUGUAUAUGAUCAUAAAAUAAUGGCGACAUUUAGUUGCGGUUACAGUGACAAUAUAAAUCAAGAAGUACAUAAACAAGGGUAUGCUGUGUUUAUUGUAAACAUUAACAAGAAUGGAGAUGGCGGGGGUUUUGAAUUUGAGGAACGUAAAGGAGCUCGUGAAGAUUUAUCUAAUUUACAGACUGUCUUUGAAAGUAUUGGAUUUGAAUGGAUAAAUAACAAAUGUUACUGGCAUACUAGUUUACCAGUCGGAAGGUGGGAUCAUCGUAAAGGUUACCGGACUGAGCGAGUUACAGGUAACCACACUGAGCCAGUACCGGAUCGGAAGGAAUGUUGUAUACGCUGCUGGAUACAAGCAUUAGACCACUCCAGAUCGAAGUGUUUCCUGUUGGUGAUAAGUUCACACGGACAAGAGUUAACAGGAAAAGAGACAGAAAUUAUUUUCUCAGAUGGCCACAGUGUACCUCUGACUGAAAUCUUAGACGCAUUAAGUGAUAAGAAUUGUCCAUCUCUGAGAGGAAAACCACGAAUCAUCAUUCUACAGGCUUGCCGAUCAAACUUUGAAGAUAAAGAGAAAGUGACAAAAAUGCAAGACACUGGAGUUUAUGUUAAUGUGGUUCUAGACCAACACCAGGCUGUUAAAGCAUCUGGUGCCACAGCUUCUAGCAAUGUAAGUGACCAGCAAAGUGACCUUGUUGUUGACUACACUUUCCAGCACACAGCUCUACGCAAUAUGCCGGACAAUUUCAUGCUAGUUUACCCAGUUGUUUCAGGACAACGCUCGCAGCGGAGUGAAAAUUAUGGCUCCUGGCUUAUUUAUGGAUUAAAAGAAAUGUAUAACAAAUAUUAUGUGGGAAAGCCGGUAAACUUUUUUCACCUCCUAACACUAGUCUCUGGAUAUAUUGCACGGGAAAGGGAGACAAUUGUGUACAAACAUAAAGAAGGGACAAAUGAAAUUAUGCUUGAUGAACAUGGAAAACAAAUCCGUGAUGAGGAACAAUCGGGCAGGAAAAAUGCUGUGAAUUCUUUCCAUAGGCUUUGUGAACCAUUAAUUUUUUAUCCGAAGACAAAAGAACUUCCUAAAAUGGAUGAACCUACCCAUUUACUUGGAAAUAUUGAUGAACCAAAUUUCUUUGGAAAAAAAUCUAAGAAAGGCAAAAAGACCUUAGGUCAAUUACUGUCUGAAGAUAAAUGAAAUCAUUCAUAAAUAUUCAAUGAAACAUGUUGUCAUGAUGUUUUAUUUAUUUGUAACAUAUUUAAAUUAAUUUUUUGAUAAAAAAAUAGCUAAGAUUGAAGGAAUGGCACGAAUCAACUGCCAUUUAAUACAAAUUUUAAAAUUGUAAAUUUUCAGAAUAACUUAAUCAUAUGAUAGAAAAUAUUGUUUACUUCAACUAUUAGUAAGACUUCAAUUGUUACAUAAUAAUAAUUAUGAAUAAAAUGUUUAAAAUAA